Molecule: messenger RNA, 492 nt
Organism: Suillus plorans
Lineage: Eukaryota; Fungi; Basidiomycota; Agaricomycetes; Boletales; Suillaceae
Exons: 2
Coding region: 1-492 (163 amino acids)
Source: RefSeq, a predicted model, not a curated record
AUGCUUCGCCGCUGGCUCGCUCGACCGGAUUCUCUGCCUGUUAUUCAAGAGUGCAGGGACAUCUUUGAUAGAGUAUAUGCACCCAAGAGCGUUGAAAAUUCCAGCCAAGAACGACGAACAGCAAUCCUACGUGCCACACUCAAGUUCGAAGGUGUUAUAUACAGUAGGGCAUCGACACACUUGGGGAACAGCCAAAUUCUCUUCUACCCCCGAGGAGACCGGACAUUGACCCCUGUCCCUGCCAGCAUCAAAUACAUCUAUGGCACGCUGACAGGGGAAUUGUUGUUUGCUGCACAGAGACAUCUCCCGCUGGAUCGUCACGACUGUACGAUCGAUCCCUUCUCAAUUUAUCCUGAUUUCCCUGCAAAAAUGUACUCGACAGAGCUCGAGAGUCGCCUGGAAAAUGUUAAGGUAACCUGGGUAGUCAGUCACUUCGCGCGAUGGACGGUUUCCGACCGUCACGCAGUAAUUCUAUCCCUAUCUCGUGAUUGA